This is a messenger RNA of Colletotrichum navitas, 4882 nucleotides long. RefSeq names its product P-loop containing nucleoside triphosphate hydrolase protein. Bases 453 to 4427 code for a protein of 1324 amino acids. Lineage: Eukaryota; Fungi; Ascomycota; Sordariomycetes; Glomerellales; Glomerellaceae. The record is from RefSeq and is a predicted model, not a curated record. The transcript has 6 exons. Gene Ontology annotation, molecular function: ATP binding; ABC-type transporter activity; ATP hydrolysis activity. Gene Ontology annotation, cellular component: membrane. Gene Ontology annotation, biological process: transmembrane transport.
GCUGCGCAGGUAGAGUACGUUGCUGCACGGCUCGUAAAAAUCUAAAUUCGGCGUUAUAUACGAAUAUACGCAGGAUCAAGAACCUAGGUAGGUAGGUAGGUAGGUAGGUAGGUAGGUAGGUAGGAACGCAAAUGUAGCAAUCCACUUCAAUCAUACGGUUGGCGCUUGGCUGCCUCGCAGACUCUCACUCUCGUCGUCACCAUAUAUUUUGUAAUAUUGCUCACUUGUAUAAACACGGCUUGGAGCCAUCCUCAUUUCUUGUUCUUUUGCCCUUCUCUCUGACAAACCAAAGAAGACAAACGUCUACGGUCUUAUUCGUUCAUUACUUCCUUUACCCAUUCCACUAGCUACACUUUUUUUUAAUAAAAAAAACGUUGUCCAAGUAUCGCUCUCCUACAGCAUUACCCGAGGACCAUGGUUCAUUGAGAUCCAUCCUUCCGCCCCGAAUCGGAAUGACCCCUGUUAAUACGGAGACAGCCUCAUCGGAUGGCGUGUCACCAGUGACCGCCGGCAUCGUCGACGAAAAGAAUGGCGCGACACAAUCGACGGCUGGAAUCAACGAGGAGUCCACUCCGAAAGCCAACACCAGACCUGAACGACAACCCAAUGUGAAGGACUACCUCCGCGUCUUCACAUAUGCUACGAAAUGGGACAUAUUUGCAUACUUUGCGGCCGGUCUCGCCUCAAUCGCUGCUGGCACCACCUUGCCGUUGAUGAACAUUGUUUUUGGUCAGCUUGUGGACCAGGUUAACGGAUUCGGUACUGAAAACGGUUCAACGUCGGCAGAUGAUUUCAGGAAGGUUGCAGACCGACAAGCACUCUACCUAUUCGCACUAUUCAUAGCCCGCUUCGCUCUCAACUACGUCAACAAAUUCGGCUUCCGAAUGAUCGGGAUUCGCCUUUCCUCCGCAAUCCGCCUGCACUACCUCCAACGCCUUUUUGGUCAGACCAUCCAUGUUCUUGAUUCGAUGCCGGCCGGCGCCGCGGCCGGCACCAUCACCUCGACCGCAAACACUCUCCAGAUUGGCAUUUCCGAAAAACUUGGCGUCUUCCUCGAGUUCAAUGGCACUAUCUGGACCGCCAUUAUAGUGGCAUUUAUUUAUAGUUGGUCUUUGACUCUCGUUACAGCAUCAGUUAUUCUCUUCAUCCUCCUGGUCUUGGCCGUGCUGCUCCCUUUCAUCAUCAAAGGCCACACUGAGAUGACUAAGGCGGAAGGCAAGGCCUCUGCUGUGGCCAGUGAAGCUUUUUCAAGCAUUCGAAUAAUUGCUGCCUGUGGCGCCGAAGACCGAAUCGCUGCUCGGUACGCUCGCUGGGUUGAGGUUGCCCGCCAGAAGGGCCAGUUCACAGCGCCCUUGAUAGCUCUUCAAUUCGGCCUUGUCUUCUUUGGGCUCUUCGGUACUUUUGGUUUGGCGUUUUGGUACGGCACGCACUCUUGGGUGGAUGGACGCAUCGGUGGUGUCGGAGAAGUCAUCAUUGUCCUCAUGUCCGUUAUGCUUGUCGUCAUGUCUCUUGAACGCAUCAGUACACCCCUUCUUGCUAUAAGCAAGGCGAUGGUAGCAGCAUGCGAGUUCUUCACUGUCAUCGACGCUCCCCAUCCGAAGACGGGCGAUUUGAAAGACCCUCAGGUUUCUGCCAACCAGAACCUCGAAUUCAAAGGCGUAACCUUUGCGUACCCCGGACGACCGCACGUCAAGGUGCUAGAUGAUCUUCAUCUAACUAUCGAGGCUGGCAAAGUCACGGCCAUCGUUGGGCCAUCAGGCUCUGGCAAGAGUACCAUUGUGGGUUUGAUUGAGCAGUGGUACACCCUACAAGACCAGUACGUCAUCGCCAAGACAGUGGAAAAGGACAAGACGAAGGAAGCCCACAAGAAGAGUAAGAAGGGCAAGGAAGACUCGGAUGACGAUGAAAUAAUCGCGCCUGAGGAAACUGGCCUAGCUGUCGAGCUCAGAGGCUCUGUCACUACAUGUGGUCAUUCCCUUGACGACAUCGACUUGAAGUGGUGGCGAUCUCAAAUUGGCUUGGUUCAGCAGGAGCCUUUCUUGUUUAACAAUACCAUCUUCAAGAACGUCGCUUAUGGUCUUAUUGGCUCGCAAUGGGAGAAUGAGUCCGAGGAGAAGAAAAGAGAACUCGUCAAGGAAGCCUGUCAGGAGUCAUUUGCAGAAGAAUUCAUUGACCGCCUGCCGGAUGGAUACGACACUAGAGUUGGUGACAGCGGUGCAAAGUUAUCCGGAGGUCAGCGCCAGCGUAUUGCUAUUGCUCGAAGCAUAGUACGGAAGCCAAAAAUUGUCAUCUUAGACGAGGCCACCAGCGCCAUCGACGUACGAGGCGAGAGAAUCGUGCAAGCUGCUCUCGACAAAGUCUCCAAGAACCGAACAACAAUCACUAUUGCUCACCGUUUAUCCACAAUCAAAAAGGCCGACCGAAUUGUUGUCCUAAAGAAGGGAAAGGUGGUCGAGCAGGGCACUCACGAAGGCCUUCUGGAAAACCACGAGGGUGUCUACUAUGGAUUAGUCCAUGCUCAGCAGCUUUCGCUCGGCGAAGACGUGGAUGACAGCGACGAAGAAAACAAGGAAGAGGAAUUGGGUGCAGUUCUUAACCGAGAGAAGAGCGCCGCCAAGUCCGAAGUUGGUAGCACUCGUCAAAAGGCCGAGGUGAGGAACCGCAGCCUGUUCCGGAGUUUUGGACGACUACUCUACGAGCAGCGGCAUCGCUGGAUUCUGUGCCUUUCAACAGUGGUGUUCGCAGCUUGCUGCGCGGCCGGUACCCCUUUGCAAGCUUGGUUAUUCGCCAAGGUCAUUGUGGUAUUCAACCCGGGAAACACCCCAGACAAGAUUCGCAGUGACAGCAACUUUUGGUCUGCCAUCUGGGCGGCCCUGGCCGCUGGUGUCGGUAUCUCGUACUUCCUCAUGGGAUUGGCGGCGACGUAUCUGGCACAUUUUAUCUGCGCGACCUACAGGCAACAGUACUUUGACGCCAUUCUCUUCCAGAAAACCGCAUUUUUUGAUGAGGAAGAAAACGCCCAGGGCAGCCUGACCGCUAGGGUGGCCGGUGAUCCCAAACAGUUAGAAGAGCUCCUCGGCCUGAACAUGGCCAUGGUCUUCACAGCCAUCUUUACUAUCAUUGGUGCAAUUUCCAUUGCCUUUGCAUUUGGGUGGAAGCUGGCCUUGGUUGCUCUUUGCGUCACGAUGCCUAUUGGAAUUGUCUCUGGUUAUUUCCGUUUCAAGUAUGAGAUUCAGUUCGAGAAGAUGAACGCAGCGGUUUUCGCCGAAAGCUCCAAGUUCGCCGCAGAAUCCAUCGGAGCAUUCCGAACCGUCUCAGCACUGACCUUGGAGGACAAGACAUGCGCGCGGUACAAUGAGCUGCUCAAGGACCACGUCACACAUGCUUUCAAGAAAGCCAAGUGGACCAGUCUGGUCUUUGGAUUCUCGGACUCGGUUUCCAUGGCCUGCCAGGCUCUCAUUUUCUGGUACGGUAGUCGGCUUCUGAUAUCUGGCGAAUACAGCCCCCAGGCCUUCUUUGUCUGCUUCAUGGCCGUAAUCCAGGGUGCUGAGGCUGCAGGUCAGAGUCUUAGUUUCGGACCCAAUGCGGCCCAGGUCACAGCAGCCUCGAAUCGGAUUAUCAAUAUGCGGGAAUCUAGAAACCGGGACCUCCUACCGCUCGUGGACCCCAUUCCGGACACCGAGGGUGGUGUUCAGAUAGAGUUCCGCGACGUCCAUUUCCGAUACCCGACUCGUGAUGUCUCUGUUUUCAAGGGGCUCAACCUGACGAUCGAAAAGGGCCAGUUCGCUGCCCUCGUUGGAGCAUCCGGCUGCGGCAAAACGAGCAUCAUUUCUCUCAUGGAGCGUUUCUAUGAUGCGCAAAAGGGCGCCAUUCUCUGCAACGGCAAGAACAUCAGCGACGUCAACAUCUACGAGUACCGGAAGCAGCUGUCGUUAGUAUCCCAGGAGCCUACCUUGUUCCAAGGCACAGUCAGGGACAACAUCCUCCUCGGAGUAGAUAAAAAUAGCGUGACCGAUGAGCAGCUGCACCGGGUAUGUCGAGACGCUUCUAUUCACGACUUCGUCGUCUCGCUUCCAGAGGGGUAUAACACCGACAUUGGCAGCAGAGGCGUCUCUCUAUCCGGUGGCCAGAAGCAGCGUGUGGCAAUUGCGCGCGCGCUCAUCAGAGACCCACGUAUACUUCUGCUUGACGAGGCCACAAGCUCCCUUGACUCGGAGUCCGAGAAGCUGGUUCAGGCCGCCUUUGAGAGAGCGGGAAAGGGCCGCACUAUGCUGGUUGUUGCGCACCGUCUCGCAACGGUGCAGAACGCAGACAUCAUCUUCGUCCUGGGAGAGGGCAAGCUGCUGGAGAAGGGCAACCACGCUGAGUUGCUGAAGAAGAAGGGAGUAUAUUGGCACAUGUGUCACAGCCAGGCACUCGACAGAUGAACGAUACCUCUGAUGCCACAGGCUAGCUACAACCUCUGCCGCUAUUGCGUCGACUACAACUAUUCGGCCUCAUAUAUUUGAGCUGAUGGAUGGAUGAUACGAUAAGGGAUAAGUAAAAAUGAGCCCAUCAAUAUGGGAUUUGAAAUCUCGUGCCAUUGAUGGAGUUUCCACGGCUGGUUAUGCGGCCUCAAGGACUCACAAAGCCGCAAAGAAACUCAACUCCUCUAAGUAUAUUUAUCUGCAUUCCCCACUCUCGAGUCAUCCCCCACAGGUCCGGUCUUACAGUUGAUGCUGUUGCGGUUGCCACGACGGAAUGACCAGGACUCCAAUGGAGGUUUCUGUUUACCCUGAUAGAGAGAAUCUUCGGUUUCCAACGGAAAGGACGUGUCCAAUCCCCGCGGAAACCGCUGCUACUCAACACAGAAACAAACUUUAAUACAUGCAAAAUACUGAAG